GGGCGGGGCCCCAGGCUCGGUCAGACAGACAAACGGACGCCCGGCGUAUCCGCGAGCCGGCGCGGCGGACUCCGGUGGCGGAGGCUCGCACAGGGUAGUGGCGGCCAUGUGGGGGUGACAGUCCAGGCGCGUUCCGGGAGCCCGUGGGAACGAAGGGGACUUGGCCAGGUGGACGUCAGCCCGCGGGCAGGGCGGGCGCAGGUGUUCGCCAUGGACGCGCAAGGCUUGGAUUGGCUUUUGGUCCCGCUGCACCAGCUGGUGUCCUGGGGGGCAGCUGGGGCCAUGAUCUUCGGAGGGGUGGUGCCCUACAUCCCGCAGUACCGGGAUAUCCGGAGGACUCAGAACGCCGAGGGCUUCUCUCCUUACGUGUGUCUGGUGCUCCUGGUGGCCAAUAUUUUACGGAUACUCUUCUGGUUUGGGCGGCAUUUCGAGUCCCCGCUCCUCUGGCAGAGCAUCGUCAUGAUCCUCGCCAUGUUGGUGAUGCUGAAGCUCUGCACCGAAGUCCGCGUGGCCAACGAGCUGAACGUCAAACGCCGUCUUUUUGCAGCUGCAGAUAAGGAUGAAGAAAUCAAAGUCGCCCCCAGGCGGUCAUAUCUGGACUUCGACCCUCAUCACUUCUGGCACUGGAGCAGCUUUGCGGACUACGUGCAGUGUGUCCUGGCCUUCACGGGCAUAGCAGGCUACAUCACAUACCUGUCCAUCGAUUCGUCCCUGUUUGUGGAGACCCUGGGCUUCCUGGCCGUGCUGACUGAGGCCAUGCUGGGCGUGCCACAGCUGUACCGUAACCACCGCCACCAGUCCACCGAGGGCAUGAGCAUCAAGAUGGUGCUCAUGUGGACGAGCGGCGACACCUUCAAGACAGCGUACUUCCUGCUGAAUGGCGCGCCCUUGCAGUUCUCCGUGUGUGGCCUGCUGCAGGUGCUGGUGGACCUGGCCAUCCUGGCCCAGGCCUACAUCUUCUCCCGCCACCCCCCAAAGCCUGCCCCCCACACGACGCACCCCACCAGUGCCAAGGCUCUCUGAGGCGGCUGGGAGGACGAGGACAUGCGACUGUGGGCCCGCGACGGGUGGCCGGGGGCCCCGGGGUCCAGCAUCUGUGAGCCUCGGCCCGGCACGCAGGGCCUGUGGUCUCAGCGGUGAGGGCCCUCGGCAUGGCCGGGUCCAGGGUGCGCCUAGCCAGACGAGAGGGCAGCACACCAACGCACAGGACCCAUGUCCUCGUUCAUGUGGCCGGAGCUGGCCUCUCCGGGGCCACCUGCACCUGGCUGCCCCCCAGGAUCCAGAACUCCGCCUUGGCCCUCGUCCUGGCAGUGGGGCCCAGAGGCCUGGCUGCUAUAGUGGCCUCCUCCCUGGGGGUGAAGGGGCAAGUCCUAGUCCGUGCCAGGCGGGCACUGGCCAGAGCAAGCUCAGGGGGUUUGAACCACAGCCUGGCCUUCUCCAUGAGCCCUAGAGGGGGUGGCAGGGUGUGGAUGGUGCACGUGAGCUCCUGACGGCCAAGGGCCUGGGGCUGGGCCAGGCAGAUGGACGCAGCCACCCCCAGGAGGGCCGUGUUUCCCCUCAUUUUGGUAACGCACGCACCUGCAGCACAUGGACGCGAUGUCCAUCUUCCAGGACGGGGACAGGUGAGGCAGGCCUCCCUGUGGUGGCCCCGCACCCCACACUUUGCAGCUCCUGGACCUGAAGUGACUUCCAGGGUGGUGGGCCACGGCCUGGUGACGGGGUCCGUGCCCACUGUCCUCUGCCUGUGCACGGUUCCCCGUGUCUACCGCACCUGGCUAUGUGGGGUCCUCUGGCCUGACAUGAGGCACCCCAUGUUUGCUCCCCCCUUCAGUAUUACAUGAGCAUCUCUACUGUGCCCAGCAGCCCUGUGCCAGCUCCCAGGCCCCCAAAGGCCAAGUGUUCCAGAUGCUUCCGUGUGGCUCCCACAGGUAGCGUUUUCCCUUCUGCUGGGUGGAGGGGUGGCUCUCAGUGCAUUGUCAACACUCUGUGGCCAGUGCCAAAGCUCUCGAGGGGCCUGUUGUGGCCGGCGGGAAGCUUUUGAAGCCAAUACCUGAGUUUUCCUCGAAAAUUUCUGAAUGUUUCAGUGAGGAUCCUGCUUAGUUCUUUGGCCUGAAAGAUGCUUUGAAACCAUUUAUUUUAAACCAUGAAGGGAGAUGUCUGUAGCGUUAAUUGCCUCUAAACUAAAACAUCACCGAUUGCAGUGGUGACCGAGUGUGCCCAGCUGUGGGAGCACACAGGCUCUGCCAAUAUGUGACUUUAAAUCAAUAAACCGCUCAAGGAUC
This is a messenger RNA of Hipposideros armiger (great roundleaf bat), 2282 nucleotides long. RefSeq names its product solute carrier family 66 member 2 (gene SLC66A2). The coding region runs from base 211 to 1023 and encodes 270 amino acids. Gene Ontology annotation, cellular component: endosome; trans-Golgi network. Gene Ontology annotation, biological process: phospholipid translocation; retrograde transport, endosome to Golgi. The record is from RefSeq and is a predicted model, not a curated record. NCBI's taxonomy places the organism in Eukaryota, Metazoa, Chordata, Mammalia, Chiroptera, Hipposideridae. The transcript has 6 exons.